Molecule: messenger RNA, 1326 nt
Organism: Spodoptera littoralis (African cotton leafworm)
Lineage: Eukaryota; Metazoa; Arthropoda; Insecta; Lepidoptera; Noctuidae
Source: the annotation of a GenBank genome assembly
AUGAAGGUUUUAGUCGUUCUAGCCGGGCUCCUGGCUAUCUCGGCUGCUGUCGGGCCCGUCGUCCCUGCCAAAGUCGUCUGCUACUACAACAGCAAGAGCUAUGUCAGGGAAUUCGAAGGAUGCAUUUAUCCAGCUCAAGCGCGCAUGCUGCCGUUGGACUUGGACCCUGCCCUGUCCUUCUGCUCCCAUCUGGUCUACGGAUAUGCUGGCGUCCAGCCUGACACCUACAAGAUGGUGUCCCUCAACGAGAACCUGGACGUAGACCGCUCCCACGCCAACUACCGAGCUAUCACCAACUUCAAGACCAAAUACCCUGGUCUGAAGGUCCUGCUGUCUGUUGGUGGUGACGUCGACACUGAAGAAGCCCAGAAAUACAACCUCCUGCUGGAGUCCCCACAGGCGCGCACAGCAUUCGUGAACUCCGGAGUGCUGUUGGCUGAACAGCACGGUUUCGACGGCAUCGACCUCGCCUGGCAGUUCCCCAAAUACAAGCCCAAGAAGAUCCGCUCCACCUGGGGAUCCAUCUGGCACGGUAUUAAGAAGACCUUCGGUACCACCCCUGUCGAUGAGAAGGAGGCUGAGCACCGUGAAGGUUUCACCGCUCUGGUCCGUGAGCUGAAACAGGCCCUGAACGUCAAGCCUAACAUGCAAUUGGCUGUCACUGUCCUACCCAAUGUCAAUUCUUCCGUCUACUUCGACAUUCCCGCCAUCAUCAACUUGGUGGACAUUGUGCACCUUAGUGCUUAUGACUUCGAGACUCCCGAACGCAACCCUAAGGAGGCUGACUAUGCUACUCCCAUCUACACUCCCCAAAACCGCAACCCACUGUGGAAUGCUGACGCCGUUGUCAACCACUGGCUCCAGGGUGGUGCUCCUGCCCACAAACUGGUGUUGGGUAUCCCUACCGCUGCCCGUACCUGGAAACUGGACAGUGAAAGCGAGAUCUCUGGAGUUCCUCCAAUUCACGCUGACGGCGCUGGUGAAGCUGGACCUUACACCAAAACCGAAGGAAUCUUGAGUUACCCUGAAGUCUGCGCCAAAUUGAUCAACCCCAACCACCAGAAGGGCAUGCGUCCUCACCUCAGGAAGGUCACUGACCCCAGCAAGCGCUUCGGAACAUAUGCCUUCCGUCUUCCUGAUGACAACGGUGACCCAGGUCUAUGGGUGUCCUAUGAAGACCCUGACACUGCUGGACAGAGGGCUGCUUACGUCAAGGCCAAGAACCUCGGUGGAGUUUCCAUCGUUGACCUGUCCAUGGAUGACUUCCGCGGCCUCUGCACCGGGGACAAGUACCCCAUCCUCAGGGCUGCCAAAUACCGUCUUUAA